AUGCUAAUCGCAGGGAAAGUAGCGGUGAUAGCAGCCACGUCGAGGUUACAAGCUUUGUCCAACUGCUUUUCUCGUCCUUACUGCAGGCCGAACCAUAUCCAAACAGUACCUGUACCAGUACCCCCACACGACGUGUUCAUAAGCCACCGGGGGCCCGAUACCAGAAGAAACCUUUCUGGUUUACUCUACGACCACCUUCUCCGGCUUGGGCAUAGGCCUUUCCUCGACUACCGAAACAUGAAAGCCGGUGACAAGUUGUCGGAAACGAUCGAUACCGCCAUUCGAGAUUGUAAAGUUGGUGUUGUAGUUUUCUCACCCAGAUUUUGUGAGUCCUCCUAUUGUCUUCAUGAGUUGACUCUGCUAAUAGACUACAAGAAAAGGGUUAUACCCAUCUUUUAUAAUGUCAAACCGUCCCAGCUUCGGGUUGGGGACAUAUACAAUGGAACUUGUGUUUCAGAUCAGAAAGAGCUUGAGAUCAGAUUCAGCAGAGCACUUGAAGAAGCUAAAAAUAUCGUUGGACUUGACUUCAAUUCAUCAAAAGGAUAUUGGUCAGAAUUCCUACAGAGUGCUUCUGAUGCCAUCAUAGAGCAGAUCAGUCAGAGUUCCUGA
Molecule: messenger RNA, 609 nt
Organism: Juglans regia (Persian walnut)
Lineage: Eukaryota; Viridiplantae; Streptophyta; Magnoliopsida; Fagales; Juglandaceae
Product: protein VARIATION IN COMPOUND TRIGGERED ROOT growth response-like
Exons: 2
Coding region: 1-609 (202 amino acids)
Biological process (GO): signal transduction
Source: RefSeq, a predicted model, not a curated record